CCGUAGGCAACUGCUCACUGGCACUAGUGUAACAUAUGCACAUGUGUGUCACUGUACACAGCUUCAAUCAGAGCUGGAACGUGUGCGCGGAUUCUCAAGCAUAUGCCUAGGGAUGUGAGGAACCAAAGUCCAGACAUCUGUGAACAGGACCGAAGAGAGAUGCAGUCUCUCCGCUCCUCCCCCUCUCCUGCUCAUGUUGUGUCUCCGGUUCCUGAGCUCCCGGAGCGGCCCGGACCCCCCUCACCCAGCCCCCCUCAGGGGCCCCCGAGGGACCUCGGGGCUCCCCGCACCCCACGUCCUCACGGGGGAGACCCAAAGACCCCGGACCCAGAGGGACAGUCCCUCGAGACAAGGAGCAACACCCCCACCAGCGACAGAAACCCCAACAUCCGAGGCUCCCCGGAAUCAGACAGAGACCCCCUCCCGGGCACCAGAAGAGACCCCCACUUCGGAAGAGACAACGGACACGCAGCCCCCUCUUCCACUGACAGAGAGUCCCCCAUUGGAGACAGAGACCCCGAAACAGGAGACAUCAGAAACUCUCCCACCACAGAGACCCCCAGCUCUUCAAGAGACCCCUCCAUCGAAGACAGGGACCCCUCCAUCCGAGACAGAGACCCCCACGGCCGGCGGAUGGAAGAGACAGCGGGGAACGCGGUGAUCAUCAGGAUCGGUAUCCCGGACCUGCAGCAGACGAAGUGCCUCCGGUUGAACCCCGAUGCUCCUGUGUGGGUGUCCAAGCAGCGUAUCCUGUGCACUCUGAACCACAGCCUAAAGGACGUUCUAAAUUAUGGACUCUUCCAGCCAGCAUUUAAUGGGAGAGCUGGUAAAUUCCUUGAUGAAGAGCGUCUUCUACGAGAGUAUCCACCUUCUCUGGCCACCCCUGUACCCUACCUGGAGUUCCGCUACAAGAGAAGAGUUUACACACAGACACUGCUGGACGACAAGCAGUUUGCCAAACUUCAUACAAAGGGGAAUCUAAAGAAGUUCAUGGAUUACGUUCAACUUCAAAAUAGCGAGAAGGUGUCUAGACUGCUGGAGAGAGGCCUGGAUCCAAACUAUCAGGAUCCGGACACUGGGGAGUGUCCUCUGACCCUUGCUGCCCAGUUAGAAGGCGGUGCAGAGCUGGUGAAAAUUCUGCGCAGUGGAGGAGCGCAUCUUGAUUUCAGAACUCGAGAGGGACUAACGGCUCUGCACAAAGCGGUUCGAUACCGUAACCAUGCCGUAUUGAUGAACCUCCUAGAUUUGGGUGCUUCUCCAGAUUACAAGGACAGCCGCGGUUUGACCCCACUUUAUCACAGUGCAAUGGUCGGAGGCGAUCCGUAUUGUUGCGAGCUGCUGCUCCGAGACUAUGCCAGCCUUGGGUGUGAGGAUGAAAAUGGCUGGCAGGAGAUCCACCAGGCUUGCCGGUACGGUCAUGUUCAACAUUUGGAGCAUCUUCUGUUUUAUGGAGCUGACAUGAGAGCACAGAACGCGUCAGGGAACAGCGCUCUGCACCUGUGUGCACUUUACAACCAGGAGAGCUGCGCUCGGGUUCUUCUCUUCCGUGGAGCAAGUAAAGAAAUUCGGAACUUUAACAACCAGACUGCAUUCCAGGUCGCUAUUAUUGCAGGAAAUUUUGAGCUUGCUGAAAUCAUCAAAACUCACAAAGAAUCCGACAUUGUGCCUUUUCGGGAGACUCCAAGUUACACAAAGCGCAGACGUGUUGUGAGCUGUGUGGGUCUCUCAUCUCCUCGCUUCCUGCAGCGCUCCGCCAGUGACAACAACCUCAAUUCUGAUGGAGCUCAUUACUCUCCGGUGCCCUCGCUACGCGGUCUCCCCCCACAGCUGCUCUCCCAGGGCCCUGAAGUCUCCGGUGGUGCAGCGGUGGGGGAUAGCAGUCUUGCGAGCACUACCAGUUCCCGCAGCACACAUAGCCGCUCCCCAUCAUUGCACCGUGCCAGAGAAGAUAGGGAUGGUGACAGCCAUACUCUGCGUCGGGGACGAGGGAAAAGCAGCCCUGGGCCCCUGGAUAUGAGGAGCACUGGCCAUCGGGGGCCCAAAAGGAAACUGUACAGCGCUGUCCCUGGGAGAACGUUCAUAGCUGUGAAAUCAUACGAACCGCAAGGACCUGGAGAGAUUCAACUCAACAGAGGGGAGAGAGUGAAGGACGCUCUCGCUCAUAACGUAGUGCUAAGUAUCGGUGAAGGUGGAUUCUGGGAGGGGUCUGUGAAGGGUCGAAGUGGUUGGUUUCCAGCAGACUGUGUGGAGGAAGUGCAGAUGAGACAGCCAGACCCACGACAAGAAACGCGCGAAGAUCGAACAAAGCGUCUUUUCAGACACUAUACUGUUGGUUCCUACGACUCCUUCACGUCCCACAGUGAUUAUGUCAUCCAGGAGAAGGUUGCGCGGUUGCAGAAGAGAGAACUGGAAGGAUUUGGUUUUGUUCUGCGAGGAGCAAAAGCGGAGACCCCAAUUGAGGAGUUUACGCCUACACCUGCAUUCCCUGCCUUGCAGUAUCUCGAGUCAGUCGAUGUGGAUGGUGUGGCCUGGAGGGCAGGUCUUAGAACGGGUGACUUCUUAAUAGAGGUAAAUGGGGUCAAUGUAGUAAAGGUUGGACAUAAGCAGGUGGUUUCGCUUAUACGUCAAGGCGGCAGCCACCUGAGCAUGAAGGUUGUGUCUGUGAGUCGAAAGCCUGAAAGUGAGGAAGCAAUGCGUAGAAGGGCUCCCACACCUCCAAAAAGAGCACCCAGCACCACACUCACCUUGAGGUCCAAGUCCAUGACUGCUGAGCUAGAGGAACUGGAACGACUGGAUGAGAUUUUGGUGGCAUCGGAUCCUUCACUGAGACCAGAGAUUGCUGAGGCUGAUUCCAGAGCUGCUACCGUGAAACAGCGACCAACAAGCCGACGCAUCACCCCAGCUGAGAUAAGUUCAUUAUUAGAGAGACAGGGGAUUCCUCAGCAUGGAAUGUCCCGCAGCACUGAGAAGUCCCAUGUUUCCCUCCAUCACGGGAUGUCAAGGACAAAAUCUGUUGGUGAAGAUGAGAAGUUAUCAGAUUCCUUUCUUGAUGGACGUUUCCCACGCAGCACCUCAAUGCAGGAUUCUCUAAGAGAAGGUCCAGGAAUACCACCACCCCCACAAAAAGCUGCUCCUCCUCCUCCAUCCCCAUAUUAUUUUGAUACUGGACCUCCGCCAGCUUUUUCACCACCUCCUCCCCCAGGUAGAGGCUAUGAUACAGUUCAUUCCAGCUUUAAACCAGGUUUUGAAGCCAGACUUCAUGGGCUUCCACAUGGAAUGGGAUCUGCAGAGCUGCUUAGCAUGGAUCGCGCCAUUUCACCUCCUGACCGUCAAAAACGUGCUCGGUCUAUGAUUAUCCUUCAGGAUACCUCCCAUCUCCCUGUGGAACCUACCAGUAUUCCUCGACCAGGCCCUUCUCCUACCCCUCCAGAGAAACUGAAAAGGAGAAGCCGAAUUGUUGAUAAUCCUUAUGCCAAUAUGGGCCUUUUUGCACCAAUGAAGCCACAGCGCAAGAAGAGCCCACUUGUGAAGCAACUCCAAGUAGAGGAUGCCCAGGAGAGAGCAGCAUUAGCCAUGGCGGGUGGUUACUCAAGAGACCCUUCGCCAUCUCGACGCAGCCCAAGACAGAGCAUGAUGGACCUAGGAACUGCACACCAUGAACCACUUGGAAGCCCUUUUGCAACAGCGUUAGCUGGAGUAAUGAAGGAGCGUGAGCGACGGCUCGAUGAGAAGCGCAAAUCCACGCUCUUCCUUUCAGUCGGAGCACUAGAGGGUACACCUCCUUCCCAAGAUCUCCCCUCUCUACAACCUUCUCGCUCUGUUGAUGAGAGAUUGCUGGGAAGUCGUGAUGUUCUCCUGCCAUCACCAGGUUCUUCACUUAAGUCUCUUAUGUACAGUAGCCCUCAUUCCACGUUCAUCCAUCCUCUAACUGGAAAGCCCCUUGAUCCCAACUCCCCCCUUGCACUUGCGCUGGCCGCAAGGGAGCGUGCACUGUCUGCCCAGGCACCCUCUCCUCCUCCUCCAAGGACACCUACCCCAGUGAGGAGCCCGGAAUCAGACAGAGCACCUCCACUCUUCCUGGAUAUUCAAACCAAAGAGGGGGAGAUGGGAAUGGAGUUGGAAGGUUCUGCCUCUCCAAUUUACAGCCCUUCUGGGGCUCCAGUUAAGGGCCAGUGGGUUGCUCCACUAAGGAGGGAUGGGGAAGGAAGAGCAGAGAAAAGCCCAGAGAGACCGGAGAGCAGGAUGGAAGAGAGGAAGCCUAUGAUCCUAAGCAUUGUAGACACUUCUCAACAGAAGACUGCAGGGCUCAUUAUGGUGCAUGCUACCAGCAAUGGAACUGAGGAUAAAGUAAAAGAGCCACCAGCUGCCAUUGACCAGAAAGAGACUGCACAGCCCCCAGAUAAAGAAGAUAAGGCCCCCUCAAGCUCCUCUUCCGACAAAACGCUUGGUCAAGGAAGCUCAGAAGAGGAGGUAGAGCCUUUUGGAGCCAACUUGCCACCUGCCAUGUUGUCCUCCAGUGAUGAGGAAACUAGAGAAGAGCUGGCUAAAAUCGGACUUUUGCCUCCUCCUGAUGCUUUUGCCAAUGGAGUUCUGGUCACCAAACCUGGCACCCCCAUCAGCCAGCUGACUCGGCCUGGUACUUUGGCUGUGCCAUCUGCCAAGCAAGCCAGCGGGUUACUAUCCUCAGGGAAGCCCUCUGAUGCUCCACUCCACCACCCAGAGUCAGCUACAGACUCAGGUGUGGAAGAAGUGGAUACUCGGAGCUCAAGUGACCACCAUCUGGAGACCACGAGCACCAUUUCUACUGUGUCCAGCAUGUCCACUCUAUCCUCAGAGAGUGGGGAGCCCACUGACACCUACACCUCGUAUGCCGACGGUCAAACUUUUAUACUCGAGAAGCCACCAGUGCCUCCAAAGCCCAAACUCAAGUCUCAACUGAUGAAGGGCACCGUGACCUUCAGGGACCCCCUGCUCAAGCAGUCCUCGGACAGUGAGCUCAUUGCCCAACAGCAACUUGCAGCGGGCCGUCCACGCUACCUCUUUCAGAGAAGAUCUAAGCUGUGGGGAGAUCCAGUGGAGAGCCGGCCCCUUUCCCAUGGGGGCCCUGUGGAGAUAGAAAAACCGUCAGUGAUUGGGGAAAUCAGUUCCCGCCUCCAACUACUGAACAAGGACACGCGGUCACUGGGAGAGGAGCCAUCAAUACCGGGCAUGGACCCCGGCAAGAAGUCUCCAGUGGUGGCUGCUCGCUUGUUCAGCAGUCUUGGAGAGCUGCACACUAUUUCCCAGCGCAGCUAUGGAACAUCCUACACCGUGCGUCCAGGGAGCCGACAUCCCCUGACUCGUCGGGCACCUAGUCCUGUGCCAUCUGCUUCUGAGAGGGUAGAGCCCCUUGGUGGGGCACGCUCUUACACACUCACUCCUCCCACAAUCCUGAAGUCCUCCAGUCUCUCAAUUCCUCAUGAACCUAAGGAAGUGCGCUUUGUGGUACGGAGUGUCAGCGCCCGGAGUCGAUCUCCUUCCCCCUCCUCUGGGCACCCCUUGCACCCUUCUCGCCCAUUUCUGCAGAAGCCCCUGUCACUCUGGAAUAAAUAUGAUGUGGGUGAUUGGCUGGAGAGUCUGAACCUAUCUGAGCAUCGGCUCAAAUUCCAAGACAACGAAAUUGAGGGCUCCCACCUACCAGCACUCACCAAGGAUGAUUUUGUAGAGCUGGGAGUUACCCGAGUGGGUCAUCGCAUGAACAUCGAGCGUGCCCUUCGCCAGCUGAGCACCAGCUGACCCGGCCAGGAGCUGCGGUCCCAAUCCGUGGGAGGGCAACUCCGCACCGCUGCGGGGGGAGGAAUUGCUUCACAAGCUCAACAGGACAAACAUUGCACUGAACACAUAGGACACCCAGACAUGGACACACACAGCCCUGAAGUCAUUCACACUGGAACUCAUUGCAGUACACACACUCAUACUGUUACUAUAACAUGUGCAAGUGUAAUAACACUCAACCUUUCACAAGCGGAUAACCUCACUUUGACUCACACUGAUACACAAACACUGACACAUUCACUAACGGAUAAAUAAACCCAACUGGAAAACUCCUAUACAAUCACACUAAGAAAGGCUAUCACACAUGUUGCAGCUCAGUAUACAAAACCUACUCCUCUCCUUGCACGGUGCAGUGGGGCCCAGUAAUUGAUCCCUCUUCUCUCUCUCUCACUCUGUAUGCCAUGGAGGGCAGGUGGGAUCAGUCACAGGGUCCCAGGGCCAGGCCACUGUGUGUUAUUGCCACGUUUUAUGUGAAGAUGUGCAGCAAAGGCUUCGCAGUCAGACACAGAGAUCAGUGUGCAGGGGAACGGGGUUGAGCUGCAAUCCUACAAUACCAAGGUCUGACUCAAGUCCUGGAAAAAAAUCCAUGGAUUGGGCUGGAAGAGGUCGCAGGUUCCAGUCACCUCCACUGUGGGACGCUUUUUAUGCAUCUUUUUAAUUAGCUAUAUAUUUGAAAGGAAAAAAAAGGACUUUACCUAUAUAUAUCUCAUAUAUAUAUCUAUAUAUAUAUCUAUAUACACGAAACCCUCUCACUGGACUUUUUAUAUACAGCAGAUCUGGGAUGUAUUGAGGUCUGUGCGGGUUCCGCUCUUCCUCAUCCAGGGGGUUGGUAUGUUCUUUGUUUUUUGUUAAUUUUUUUAUUUGUUUUCAAAUUAUUUUUUUUAUAUAUUUUUUGUUGUUGGGCUAUGAGUGUUCCUACAAUAAACCCCUCACCAUGCCACCAGCAUUAUUUAUAAUGGGACAUUCAUGUAUUUGUUUGGGGCACAUCUCACCUGGGGGGUUUUCAUCAUUAUUAGUAUUAUUAUUAUUAUUAUUAUUACUUUGGUUGUUUUAAAGAAAGCCUCACUUUAUAUCACUGUCAUAUAUACUUGCAAGCAAGAAUACAUUAAACUUGGGCCAUCCACAUAAGACAACGGGAGUCCAUUUAGUUGUAAUUGUUAUGGCUGAGAAUCCUGGGAAAUUUCUUAUUGUGCUUUAUUUGCUGGGUUUCUUCGUUUAAAUGUUUUUAAUUUUUUUUUUAAGAUAAACCAUAGGGGUUUCUGCUUCUUCUGACGGUGAGUUGGGUUUUUAUGGUUAUAUCAAUCUCAUUGGUUGGAUUAACUUGAGUUAAAUUCUUGGAAUUACAUUUGGAUAUAUAGUUUUUUGUUUAAUUUGGAAGUAAUGUUGACUUAUUCCAGGGUUCUUUUGUCUAUUCAGGUGUUCAGGUUUAGCAAUUAUUUCCUCACUACUUUGCUUUUAUGGUUUAGCCGGAGAAAGAAUAGACCCCCCUCUAACCCCUUUGAAAUGUUGUACAUUACCUUGAGAAAUGCCACUCAGAAUCUCCCUCCCAGUACAGUGUUGACCCAUGAAUGAGAUUGGGCAUGCAAAAGCUUUCCCAGCUGGUUCCUCUAGUGCAAACUGACUUCAGUCCGGAACCAUUGGCUAUAGUGGAGGGAGGAUCACGGAGCCGGCUGGGUCCUCUCAUGUACUGUGUCCCUGUCUACCUGAGGAUAGAUUACCCGAGGGUGACCAACCUGGAUCCGGUGUGCCUUAUUGCCAUGAUAAUCGCUUCAGGUCCUUAGUGGAGAGAAGCAAUCUGAUGUUACCCAUUUCCUGCAGUGCCUUAUCGCCAUUGUGGAGCUUAGAUAAGACCCUCUGACUGUGCUACAUGAGCUGCCCUCAGAGCAGAAGAAUUUACAGCCCCCCAAGAUGGAGCGAUCGCUGCUGCUUCUCUUACUGGAUCCCAAAAACCCAAUCUGGACACUGUGGAACCUGACAAACAGGGCAUUUAAUCCAGUGCUACCUGGGUGGCAGAGGAAUGUCACUGGGCCAGGUUAUUAAGGCCACACGUUUCCACAUGACAGGACACUCAAAAAAAAAAAAAAAGAGAGGCGCUAAUAUAAAUGACAUCUUGUUUGUCACUCAUCUUGUAGUGUGCUAGAGUAAAUAGGUUUCUAUGACAACAAAAGUUUUUUUUUCUGUCUGAACAUGUGUUGUACAUCAUCUCUGUGCAAUAUCGAUGAAUCAGUCCGAGCACAGAGAAUGGUUCAGCAGUUUCAGGUUCCUAUGGAAACCAGUGUAAUAGAAACAUGAAAUGUAUAGCAUCCAAAUUUUUACAGCUGCUACUGGAAAUCAAAAGGGCCAUUUUCGUGCCCCUCUAAUAAUUCAGCAGAGGUUUUGGGCUCUUCUGACCAAUGCUCAAUUUUCUGUUCAGUAGUUAACCUUUUUUUUUUACAUCUCAGAGAAACAUCUAUUAAAUCGUUAAAUACUGCAACAUGGCCACAAUUGAAUAGAUAGCACCCUGCAACAAUUGUUUCAGUACAGAAAAAAAAAAAAAUUAAAUCUACAAUAGACUCCAUCCAGUAAGACAGUGCACCAAUUAAAAUAUCAUUUAAACUGGAAGCAUACUUGUAAACCGUAAAGCAAUUCUGUAACUGUAAGACUGAGUUAUUAGCAAACACAAAAGUACUGAGAAAGGAAAAUUAUGAAGUCAUGACAGGUGAGAAAAUAAAUCAUGGGGAGAUAGUAGAUGACGUGAAAGUGAUUUGCAAUCAAAAAUCUAGUAGACUGAAGAAACACUGCAAAUUUGCCUUUUAAACUAAUUGUAUAUACUUUACUUAACUAGGAAAACCAAUUCAAAUCUGAUGGUGUUUACUAUUCACUUAUUAAAAAUCAAGGCAUUGUAGAAGGGUUUAAAACGAUUGUCUUUCCUAUAUAAAGUUACAGGGGCUGAUUGUAUGGACUAAGUCAUUUUAAAGUUGCCGAUGAUUUUGUGCAAUGCUCUGAAACAAAUAACGUUAAUAAAACCAACAAGCAAAAAUCUGAAAUAAAAAAAAGGAUAAUAUAAAAAAAAUCUCUAAAAAAAAGAAAAUCCCAAAAAUAAAAACUGAAAAUGUAAAA
Pelobates fuscus (common spadefoot toad) is the source of this 8913-nucleotide messenger RNA. RefSeq names its product SH3 and multiple ankyrin repeat domains 3 (gene SHANK3). Lineage: Eukaryota; Metazoa; Chordata; Amphibia; Anura; Pelobatidae. The record is from RefSeq and is a predicted model, not a curated record. Gene Ontology annotation, cellular component: postsynaptic membrane; dendritic spine; postsynaptic density. The transcript has 24 exons. Gene Ontology annotation, molecular function: ionotropic glutamate receptor binding; synaptic receptor adaptor activity. Bases 103 to 5775 code for a protein of 1890 amino acids.